Cucurbita moschata (crookneck pumpkin) is the source of this 1396-nucleotide messenger RNA. Its product is annotated as diaminopimelate epimerase, chloroplastic-like. Gene Ontology annotation, cellular component: cytosol; cytoplasm. Lineage: Eukaryota; Viridiplantae; Streptophyta; Magnoliopsida; Cucurbitales; Cucurbitaceae. The coding region runs from base 70 to 1182 and encodes 370 amino acids. The transcript is spliced from 9 exons. Gene Ontology annotation, molecular function: diaminopimelate epimerase activity. The record is from RefSeq and is a predicted model, not a curated record.
CCGACUUCUCUGUUGCGCUGCUUCUGAUCACCGAAGAGGGAAGUCUCUACUCCGACACCACAGGCAGCCAUGGCCAUAGCCGCCACCAUUUCUCUUCCAUUUUCUUCUCCAUCUCGACGCUCUCUCGCCUCAAUUUUUUCUCUCCGAUCGUCUGUUUCUUCUACACUUCAACUGGAUUCCUUUUCGAAGUAUUCGGCGCGGAGAAGAAGCCCUAGGCUCUCCGUAUCCGCGUCUUCCGCGUCUUCCGCGUCUUCCGCUGGCCUUGAAGUUACAGAGAAAGCGCUUUCUUCUUCUUUUCUUGACCGGAGAGAGAGUGGCCUCCUUCACUUUGUUAAAUACCAUGGUCUCGGCAAUGACUUCAUCCUGGUCGAUAAUAGGGACUCAUCAGAGCCUAGGAUCACCCCGGAGCAAGCUGCGAAGUUAUGUGAUCGAAACUUUGGGAUCGGUGCUGAUGGAGUUAUCUUUGCUCUGCCGGGCGUUAAUGGUACUGAUUAUACCAUGAGGAUAUUCAAUUCCGACGGGAGUGAACCGGAGAUGUGUGGUAAUGGAGUACGAUGCUUUGCCAGAUUUAUUGCGGAGCUUGAGAAUUUACAGGGAAGGCAUAGUUUCACUAUUCAUACUGGUGCUGGUCUCAUUGUUCCACAACUUCAGGAUAAUGGACUGGUAAAAGUAGACAUGGGCGAACCAAUUCUCAAAGCAUCAGAUGUGCCUACCCGAUUGACACCAAAUACGGACCAAUCUGUUGUUAAGGCAGACAUAGAAGUAGAUGGAGUUGCAUGGAGCGUGACCUGUGUCAGUAUGGGAAACCCCCAUUGUGUAACUUUUGGCAACAAAAUUGAGCAGAAUCUGCAGGUUGAUGACAUCAAUUUAGCUGCAAUUGGUCCAAAAUUUGAACAUCAUGAGAUGUUUCCAGCACGAACAAAUACAGAAUUUGUGCAAGUCUUCUCCAAUUCACACCUUAAAAUGCGUGUUUGGGAGCGUGGUGCAGGCGCGACGCUUGCUUGUGGAACCGGAGCCUGUGCGGUUGUUGUUGCAGCAGUUCUUGAAGGUCGUGCUGGGCGGAAUUGCACCGUUGAUCUGCCUGGAGGACCAUUACAGAUAGAGUGGAGUGAACAAGACAACCACGUAUACAUGACUGGACCAGCCGAAGUAGUGUUCUAUGGAUCGGUUCCCCUACAGUAAAAUCAUCCCAUAGAAUCAGGACAAAAGCAACUGUCAAUUUUUGGUCUCUCAGCCGGCACACAGCUCCUUUAGCCCCCUCGAUAAGUACGUGGCAACUUAUGAAAUGCUUCUUCUGUUUGUUCUUUCAUGAUUCUGUUAUGCACAUUGUCCUGAUUGAAUUAUAAUUGUCUUCUGUUUCUUGAGAAUAAAAGUUGUCUUUGCUUUUGUACUGAUA